Molecule: messenger RNA, 3511 nt
Organism: Pelagomonas calceolata
Lineage: Eukaryota; Pelagophyceae; Pelagomonadales; Pelagomonadaceae
Source: the annotation of a GenBank genome assembly
CCCCGGCGCCAGCGGCGGUGCGCACGCCGCGCUUCCAUCGCAUCGCUGCCCCCCGGCGCCAGCGGCGGCAGCGCACGCCGCGCGUUCAUCGCAUAGCUGCCCCAGCGCAGCGAUGCGACUCGUAGCGCUCCUCGCAUGCGCAACAGCGCAAAGGCACAUCGCUCAGCGUCAAUGGGUGCGCGGCGAAGCAAGAACAAAUGCGGCAGCGGUCGUCCUCCCGCCCCAAUUGCUGUGGCCCUGGGUCGAGGAUGUAGAGAUAGAGGGCCUCUGCGCAACCGCCUCAGGAUUGGGCGCCGACGCGGCCGCGGCGGCGCCGAAUUGUUAUAAUAUGAACGAAGGCAUCCAGAACACGCAUCCGCUGCUGGUAGCGCCGCUGGCCUUCGCCGCGAGACGAGCGAACGAGACGCAGAGCGUCGUGCCGGCCGUGUUGUCGCUGCAGCCGGUCGACGGCCGCGGCCGAGCCUGCCGCCCGCCGGCCCACGUCGACGUCCUGAUCCAGCCGGCGCCGCCCGACGACGCGCCGAGGGUCUUAAUAGCCUACCCGCCCGUGGGCUACUCGCAGGACCACAACGCGUCCGUCGAGAUCUUCAUUCACGUGGCCGGGACCUUUCCGGAAAACGCGGUCAUCAAGGUCGAGUUCGAGGGCGGGACCCAGGCCCCGGCCCAACUCGGCGUGGACAUGAUGUCCAUGGUGUUGACGAGCGUCGAGCCCGCGACGCACGUCCUCGGUUUUACGGUCGGGUUGUUCGACGACCACUACCUGCCCGGCAACGCCGAGGGCUGGACGCCGCUCGGGCCCAAAAAGCAGCUGGCUUUCGACGCCGUGCUUACAGACGAGGAAAUUGUGCGCCAUCGCGUGCCGGGACCGCCCUUAUCCUCAUACAUCCCGCAAGUACCCCACAACGAAUUCGAAGUAGUCAAUAUAUUGAUAGUGGGCAGCAUGAAGUACGACGGCCAGAAGAACAUUUAUGUCCAGCAGCUCACACAUAUGGAUAGAACUAGAUUCAACUUUACGUAUGCUUCGUUCAUGGGCGACGAGGAUCGGGCGACGUUCACGAAGCUACCACGCAUUUUGACGGAAUUGGGUGUGGAGCCGGUCUGGCGGCCGAUCCCGCCCAUUUCGGGGGACGAGGCAUCAACUAGCCAUCCCGACCUCGGAGCCUUGGUCGAUCGACUCGAUGGCAAGAACAGUGAUGGAUUGAACAAUUACUUGCUGGAGGCGUUGGCCUUAUCAAAUAAUGUGCCCGAAAAUACGUCACCGCCCUUCGUGCGCCGUACAUGGUUACACUUAGUGGAGAACUUGCGGCACCUGCGGCCGGACGUCCUCGUCUUUGCCAACGCGCGGGAUCCGUCGGACCUCAUUCUAUGUCGGGCCGCGCGGCUCGCGGUACCGUCCGCGAAGCUCGUGAUGGAGCUGCCGAAUUUGUGGCCCCAGCUCUGGGAUUUGGAUUUGAUUGUGGCUCCGAGCCACUACGCGGCCUUGCACUUCUCCGUGCAGGACGCUGUACAUAGUUUACCGGUGGAUCGGCGUCCACAUGUCGCCGUCGUGACUCCCGGUGUUGAUGCCACAAUCUACGGCAACGUCGAGCGGGCGGCGUGUCCGGUGGAAUGUUCACUGGCAAAUGCGAGCUGGCCCGUGAAUUGGGAACGUGACGGCGCCAAGGGCUGCGCGGCGUCGUGCGAAAUCGUGGGCUUCUUAGCGCGACUCUCUCCCGAAAAGUCUCCCGGAUUACUCGUGCACGCCGCGGCCAUCAUCUUAGCUGCAAGACCGUUGGCGCGUAUUGUUUUUGUGGGCGACGGUGCAGCCAGAAACAUGUGCGAGGAACUCGCGCGGGCCUACGGCAUUGAAAAUCGUGUCAUUUUCGUGGGCGCGGUGUAUGGAGCAGAAAACGUCGCUUCGUAUUAUGCUUCGUUCGACGUCGUCGUGCAGCCGGCGCUGCGGGCCUGGUCCGAGACGUUCUGUAUUGCGAAUCUGGAGGCCAUGGCGUCGGCGCGUCCCAUCGUGUCCUUUGGCGUGGGAGGUGUGGGCGAGUAUUUUGUGGCCGCGCCGACGCGGGACACGUGCAACGCGUCCCCGGAGUAUCGGGGGUGCACGCCGUCCGAACCGCCGACGGGCGUCGCCGUGGACCGCGCGACGCCCGAGGCUCUGGCCGAGGCCGUGCUCGAGCUCCUCGAGGACGCUGGCGGGCGCGACGCGCUCGGCCGCCAGGCGCGGCGCGCGGCGGCGGAGGCGUUCUCCAUCGAGGGGUUCCUGGCGAAGUACGCCGUGCUGUACUCGCGGCUGCACCGCGGCGAGGACUUGAGCGACCUGCCGUUUGUGAUAACUUGAAGUAACUGUGGUCCCGUCCGUCCUUCGUCGCGCGUUCUCGUGGCACUUUCGUGAGGGUUCUUCAUUCGUCCGGGCGGGACCCGCCCGGCGUGGAGCUGUCGGAAUACCUCCCGUUCCACUCGUUUGUCUUGCUUCGUACGGGCUGAGCUGAGCCUUGGGCUCUCGGGCGCCUCGUCCUUGCGAGCACGAAGCGCGCCGCCGCGCGGUUCUCAGGCAGCUGACUGCGAGACGUCGUCGCCACACCCCAGGGAACCCGCUGUCCAUCGCUGCGGGCGAAGGGCUGCGCGCAAGCAAAAAGUAGCAGAAGUCACGCCCCUCCGAGACGCCAUCGACGCGCCACUCGCCAUGUCGUACGCAAAGGUCAUGGCCAGCCUCAACGCGAGCAGCGCCGCGUCCGGCGUCGAGGUGGAGGUGAAGAAGCGGACGCCCGACGGUUCAUAUAUCCCCGCCGACGACCGCGACUUCGCCACCGCGGACUUCGACGCCGAGCUCGAGGCCGCCGUGAAGGCCGUACAAAGGUUACCUAGGGACGAGCGCCUGGCCUACGGGAAAGCCAUGCGUGUCGAAGGCAACGCGCAGUUUGAGAGAGGCGACCACGCUGAUGCGAUUCGGACGUACGCCAAGGCCAUGGCCGGUCUCGAUUUGUCUUGUGACCGAGAGGCGACGCUGCGUAGUGUCGCCCUGCCGCUCUGGACGAACUCGGCGGCGUCCUACCUGGCGCUGAGGCGGCCGCGGGAGUGUCUCAGGUGCUGCGACGAGGCGCUGAAGAUCGACGGCGGACACGUGAAGGCUCGUCUACGCAAGGGCGCCGCGCUCCUGGCGUUGGAUAGGUACGACGAGGCCCUCGCCUGUUUGGAAGCGAUCGAAUCUAACAGGGAGGCCGCGGCGUUGAUGAGGAAGACGCGCGCCGCGCAACGCCGCACGACCCGCAUGGAGGCCGCCUACGGGAAGUGUCUCAGCGCAGCGUUCAGCGACGGUCUUGGUGAUACGCGGUCCGGCGUCCGGCGGCGGCGGUCGGGCGAGGCGGAGACGGAGCGCGCGCUGCGGCAGGCCGCGCGCGCGGCGGCGGCGCACGACUGGGCGCUGGUGGGUUGGGUGGUCUUUUGCCUCGUGGUCGUUGGGUCGUACGUGCUGUGGGGCGAGGCGCUCGUGCGGUACUUGCUGGCCGUUGCGCCCGUGUGA